Molecule: messenger RNA, 2764 nt
Organism: Meloidogyne enterolobii
Lineage: Eukaryota; Metazoa; Nematoda; Chromadorea; Rhabditida; Meloidogynidae
Source: the annotation of a GenBank genome assembly
AUGAACAAAGGAUAUCAGAUUCAUGUUAUGAUAUUCACGGUUCAUGCAUUGAUCAAUGCGAUAGCAGAAGAUUUAAAACCAGGCGACUUGGAUUCCUGUUUGCGUGAAUUACUUGAGAUAUGCAAAUGGGAAGCUUUUGGCAAUGACCAAUUCGAGGAAUCAUUUAAUAAAGAUGGACAAACACAACAACUUCGUUCUGAAUCUCAUGGUGUUCCUGAAGCAAAAACUAGCAACAAUAAAACAUCUGAAACGUUCACACAAAUUGGAAGAUUUAUUGGUAGUGAAAAGGCAUUGAAUGAAAUUGUUUUGGAACAUAUUCGUGAAAUAGUUGAAGCUAACCCAAAAGCUGAAACAAUAAGAAAGCUUUCAGAGUGGCUUAGAGCUCUAAGUGCCGGUUUACGAAUUAAUGCUGGUGGUAUUCCACCUCUCCAACAACUUCAUUUCUCAUUGAACUUGGCUCAUAAAAGCAUGCGACACAUGGAAGAAGACAAGCAAAGACUGAAUAACUCACAACAUUUGGCAGCAGAUAAAAGUUCUUUGAGGCCUCCAAAUUGUUUAUUAUUACCAACAGAACCAAAAAGACUUGGAGUUAUCCAUCGGAUUGCAAUUAAAAGCAAAAUGCAUAUCUUUGUGGAAUUUGCUUUUCAAAUUUUGGUUGAUCAAUUAAAAGGACGUUCAGUAAAUGUUGAAACAGAAAAUGAAAAUUUGAUUGAAGAAGAAAAUUCUCAAGUUUUAAAUGAUAACCCAACUCAGGCUAAAGAAUUUAUUCCAUUAUUGGAACAGUUUGUCCCGCUUCUUUUGGAAGCUCUCAACAAGAAGUAUGACAAGAUCACUGCACUCUCCCUUCGUUCAAUAUUUUAUUUAUUUAAAUGGCCUUUGGAAUCAUUAAAUUCACGUCUCUCAGAACUCUUUGAUCUACUUUUUGUUAUUCUUAAUGAUUAUGCAUCACUUGGACAAUCUGGCAAUCGUCCAACAAUUAUAGAAUUACAUUUAAAUCUUUUCAAAUGUUUUACACAUCUUUUACGUUCUUCACCAAUUAUUUCUUCAUUAAAUACUGAUAGAUUACAACUUUUAUUAAAUUAUGUGGAAACUGAUAUUCUUGAUCAACAAAAACAAACAACUGCUUUCAAUUUAAUUAAGGCUAUAAUUAAUAUGAAAAUUGAUGAUGAAAAGAUAACAAAUAUCAUUGAAUAUUUAUCAGAGAAGUCAAUAACUUCACUUUCUACAAAUAUUCGAAGCCAAUGCAGACAGACAGUUCUUCUCUACCUAAUAAAUCAUCCUCAAGGAAUGCGUAAUUACGAGUAUUGGAUGGAAUUUUUUCUUAAUCAGACUGAAUAUGAAAUUGUUGAUGGUCGUUUAUCUGCAUUAGAAGUAGUUAAUUCUAUUUUGAGUGAAUUUACGGAGGAAGCAAAUGAUCGUUAUGCAAUGUUAGUUUUCUUAAAAUUGGCUGCUCGUUUACAAAAUGAAGAUAAUGAGCAAUGUCUGCAAUUUAUUGUUAUUUGUUUACGUAAACUUUUUACUUCAAUUAAUGAAAGUUUAUUUAUUGAUUUGCAUUCAGCCGCAACAGAUUGGCUUUCAGCACGAAAGCCAUCAAUUCGUGUUCUUGCUUGGCGUUUAUUUACUCAAUUUGUUUUGUCUAAUUCGUCUCAUUUUACUAAACAUUUAUCAUUGAAAAUUGUUCGCAAAACUUUUGAAGAGUUUUGUAUUGAACCAAACAAAUUUUCGUCUUCAGAUAUGUCACUUGAUUGUAAAUUAUCUUUAUGCGAGUUCCUUAAUGCCGUUGCUGAGAAUAAUCCAGAAGAACUUUUUAAUGGAAUUUUUGAUUUUGAUGAUCAACUUGAUGAAACAAAAAAAUUUAAAAAAACAUUGAGAAAACGAAAAUUGAAGCAAAUAAAAAAAGAUGAAGGAAGUGAAAAUUCAGACAUCCCUCAGCACAACUUUGUGAAUUUGAUUGAAAAUUUGGAGUUUUGUCUUUUAUCUAUUAAACAACAAAAUGAACAACAACAACCAUAUGAAAGCUUAAAACUUUCAAUUUGUGCAGCUACAUUUUUAAAUACAUGGAUUGGACAUUUAAAUAUUCGAGAAAAAUUGAUUAAUUUAUUAAAUAAAAGAACAAAUACGGACGAAAACAACAAAGAUGGCAGUAAGCUUUUUUCUUUAUGUAUUUGCCUUGUUUCAUUGCUGGAAAAUGAGAGAAGAAGUAGAAGAAGAGAUGAAGAAUUGAAAAAUAAAAAUGAAGAAGAGAAGGCAGGGGAUGAAGAGGGCGAAGAAGAAGAAAAAUUUAUAAAAGAAGAAGAGGAAAAUUUGGAGGAAGAAAAUUUUGAAGAAAAAAAUUGUAAAGAUAGCAAAAUCCAAUUAAAUCAGGAAAAUACAAAGGAAAAAAGAAGAGAAUUUUGGAAUGAUACUUUGGCUGAUUUGGCAAUACGCUUACUAACACAUUUUAUGCUGGCUUUGGAUAUUCCCAGGCAAUUUGAAAUUUUAUGCAGACGACUGUCUAGGAUUUGUUGGAUUGAAACUAUUAAGGAGACUGGGAAGACGAAAAAGGUUUGUGAAAUAGUUUUUUAAAUAGUUGGUUCCAGACUACUUCCUAUGUUCUUAAAAACUGUUGGGGAAUUGUCUCUUAUAAUGAGGUGUAUAUUACAUAAAGAUAUCACUUAAGGGGCUCAUCCAUCCUUCGUACUGCUUCUGUCUGUUCCCUUCAGACUACUUCCUGUGUUCCUUCCAAACUACUUCCUAUGUUCCUUCCAGACUACUUCCUAGGUUC